CGACAAAUACCACCUGCGUCUUCAGCGUAUCUGUCGUACAUCUCAUCUUUCCAAAUCCUCCUUGUAUACUGCGUCAAAGCUUUCCACCGGCUCGCUGUGCGUCUGGCCAGAGAUGACGCCAGAGCCCGUCCAACAAGUCGCUCCUCUCCCGAAGCGACGCCGCACCGAUCAAAAGUCCAAGAAGGGCUGCAGCGCGUGCAAGACGCGGCACACCAAGUGCGACGAAGGUAGGCCCAGGUGCAUCAACUGCAUCACGACUCACCGUCGUUGUUCCUCUCCUGCUGCUCCAGCGAAUGCGGCAGCUGUAGCAAGCAGGGCAACGGUUGCCGGAACGGGGAGUCCAUGCACGCCCGAGGAGGCUGCUGGGGCUCUUUUCACCACGAGCCAUCUCGUAUGCCUGCACCACGCCGAGACGCAGAUGGAGAGAUACACGGCGCUGCAUGGGACCGCGCCGCCAAUCGUUGAUCUCGCCAUACCGUGUUCGUGCACGCAAUGCCCGCAGCCGCGCGACGCCACUAACUCUUUGACUGUUUGUAGAGGUUACGCCCGUUGAGGUACGUUGAAGCUGCAAAGAGCUUACAUUUACGCUAUUUUACUGGUAAAAAGUCACGCGGAUUCGGGUGUUGCGCGCGCAGACAUGGUAGCUUUUGCCGGGACCCGUCGUCAUCUUGACUGUAACGUCAGACGACGAAAUCAAGACCGAAGGUUGCACUAUGCUAUAACAUCUAUCAUUCAUUAGCAGGGUAAUUGGGCAGUGGAAAAUCCUUGUACUAUUGCAGUCAGUGUUCGUGCCUACUGCAGACUAUUGACAUGCCUGUUCACGCUUGUGAGAAACGAAAAUACAGUCUGAAGAGAUCUGCACUUGGGUCUUAGCAGUUUGAUCUGAAAUUCAGCGUGGAGACAGAAUUCGUGGGGUAUUUCGCCAAAUCUUCAAUCGAUAGAAUUGCAAACCCGG
Boeremia exigua is the source of this 955-nucleotide messenger RNA. RefSeq lists its product as uncharacterized. The transcript has a single exon. Bases 113 to 553 code for a protein of 146 amino acids. Gene Ontology annotation, biological process: regulation of DNA-templated transcription. The record is from RefSeq and is a predicted model, not a curated record. Gene Ontology annotation, molecular function: zinc ion binding; DNA-binding transcription factor activity, RNA polymerase II-specific. NCBI's taxonomy places the organism in Eukaryota, Fungi, Ascomycota, Dothideomycetes, Pleosporales, Didymellaceae.